UUUGCAAGUUUUGAACGAAUAGUCCUUCAAAUACGGGUGUUAAGUGUUAACUAUACAAAAAAAAAAUGUGAAAAAUCGAAAUUUUUAUUUGCAACUUAAAAGGACGAAAAUACCCACAAAGAACUUUAAAUCACAUAAAACUAGCCACAAAAUUAUAUCAUAUGCGCAAAGAAACAAGAGAGGGAAGAGAAGAGAGACAAAAAGAAAAGAUCAAAACUUUUUCUUCAAAAGAAGCAAAGCAACUAUCUGAAUCUGAAGAUGGGGAAGAAGAACUGUGAGCUAUGUGACGGUGUAGCGAGGAUGUUCUGCGAGUCAGACCAGGCGAGCUUAUGCUGGAACUGCGACGGAAAGGUUCACGGAGCUAACUUUCUGGUGGCUAAGCACACGCGCUGUCUUCUUUGCAGCGUGUGUCAAUCUCCGACGCCUUGGAAAGCCUCGGGUCUUCGUUUCGGUCCAACGGUUUCAGUAUGCGAGUCCUGUCUAGCUCGUAAGAACAAGACUCUGAAUCUGAAGAAAGAGAUUAGUAGUAAUGAUAAUCAUAAUGAUGAUGAUGAUGAUUGUGAGGAAGGUGACGAAGAAGAAGCGGAGAAUCAGGUGGUGCCAGGGGAUGUGGCUCCGGUGAUGAGUUCAUCGUCUUCCGUUAGCAGCGGAGAGGAAAGUGUCUCUGGCGAUGGAGGUCUGGUGGUUAAAAGAACGCGAGGGGGUCUGGAUCUUGACUGCUUCGAUGGCUGUGAUACGUCAUCGACGUCAUCAUCGUCUACUCUGGUUUUAAUAACCGCUAAGAAAAGGAGAUAUCUCAGCCGUUGAUUCUCUGCUUAGUUCAUAUUAGAUUAAUCUCUGCCGUUCAUUGCCAACAAUAUCUCUUUUAGUGAGUUGAGUUAGAGUAUGUUUAAUGGGGGGUUCUUGGACCAUGAUUAAUCCGAAAUCUUAGGGUGGAGUUUUUAGCUUCGGUUAAGAAAUGUUUCUUAGCUUUUAACCAGGAAAAGCUAAGAACCGUCUCUUAAAUAAGAGAUAUAAGAGAUAGUUCUAAGCCGAAAAGUGUAAAAAACAAAAAAAAAUGUUAAAUUAUGAGUUAAAAAUCUAAGAAUCCGGGUUAAUCAUGCUUUUAUGGA
This is a messenger RNA of Brassica rapa (field mustard), 1112 nucleotides long. Its product is annotated as putative zinc finger protein CONSTANS-LIKE 11. Gene Ontology annotation, molecular function: zinc ion binding. The record is from RefSeq and is a predicted model, not a curated record. Lineage: Eukaryota; Viridiplantae; Streptophyta; Magnoliopsida; Brassicales; Brassicaceae.